GCAAAAAACCUAAAAAAUUUCAGUUGAAUUCGAGAGGUUCAUAGGAGGAGAAGGAGAAAGAGCAAAAUAGGGUACACAUGGGGAAGAAGCAAGGAGAGAGAGGGAAAUCUUUGAUUUUGAGGAUUGAUGCAGCAAAUGAAAUCAGAGAUGCUGUUUAUUGCCGCCACCGAUGCUUCUCUCUCGCUGUAUUUUUUUUUCAGUCUCAAAUUUUAAACACACGAAUGCAAGAGUUAUCUACUGUUGAUGGUUUUGCGGAGAUAAAUGAAAGCUUAGCCGAGAUGGGGUUUUACUACAUCCAACAUCACGCCCAAGAUGCAGCACCAAAUGUUCUUAAUCUCAGCAUCAACAUUUUGGCGAAGUUGCGUGAAACAUGCUUGCGUACCAAAGACUUGGAAGAUUCUAUAGCCAUGGUGAAAUCAAUGAAAAAGUGUGGUUCACCUAUCAUCUAUAUCUGUUGUUAGACAUCUAUGAUGGUUGUGAAACAUUUUUAUAUUGUUUUGGUA
Molecule: messenger RNA, 503 nt
Organism: Camelina sativa (false flax)
Lineage: Eukaryota; Viridiplantae; Streptophyta; Magnoliopsida; Brassicales; Brassicaceae
Source: RefSeq, a predicted model, not a curated record